Messenger RNA from Psilocybe cubensis, 666 nucleotides. RefSeq lists its product as uncharacterized. The record is from RefSeq and is a predicted model, not a curated record. The coding region runs from base 1 to 666 and encodes 221 amino acids. The transcript is spliced from 5 exons. NCBI's taxonomy places the organism in Eukaryota, Fungi, Basidiomycota, Agaricomycetes, Agaricales, Agrocybaceae.
AUGGUCUCCAGAACAUUGAUGGGUGUUUGGGUCGCCCUUGAUUUUUGUCUUUUAGUCGCCGGUGCUCUCUCUGUUGCCCUGUCCAUUGUCUGGCGUGCUCCCAAUGUCCUCAUGAAUAUGGUCUUGUCAUCCGCUGAUCUCACUGCGGGCACAAUUUUGGGUGUCGCAUUUUUGAUCACUUUCGCGAUAUCAGUAGGCGCCAUUAUUCAAAGAAACCAUGUCACCCUCGGACUCGUUAUUCUCAACUGGACACUGCUCGUAGAUGCUAUCGGUGUCUUGAUUAUCGGUUCAUUUGUGUGGAUAUACACUUUGAGGGAGCGUGCCAACUUCUAUGUCCUCUGGAAGGCGGCCUCGCGGGAUGACCGUCUGUUCCUUCAAGACAAGUUCAAGUGCUGUGGAUAUUUUAAUGGUACCGAUUUUGCGGAAAUAGGUGGUUCCUUCUGCACAUCACAAGACGUUGUCAAUGGCUUGAAUCCCAAUGUCACCUCAAACUUCUGUGUUACUCCCGUAACUGGUUUUGCUGAUGUUACUUUGAAUAAUGCGUAUGGAUUCAUGGCAAUUGUGCUUUGUCUCUUACUUGCAACCAUCUGUGUGAUCAAAAAGAGGAACGAAGACGAGAGAUUCAAGAAAAUUGACGCUAAACGAGGCGGGAGGGGCUUUGUUUGA